Messenger RNA from Anastrepha obliqua, 517 nucleotides. RefSeq lists its product as uncharacterized. The record is from RefSeq and is a predicted model, not a curated record. NCBI's taxonomy places the organism in Eukaryota, Metazoa, Arthropoda, Insecta, Diptera, Tephritidae. Bases 35 to 517 code for a protein of 160 amino acids. The transcript is spliced from 2 exons.
ACUGCUCGCCUUGUUUGCGACUUCGAUCACAGCCAUGGAUCCCACAAAGCCCACCACCACCAAACCAAUAUCAGUUACAACCGAAGUCAUAGAAUCGGCGAAGGAUCCCCAAGCAAAUGUGGCUACAGGAUCGACCCCGAUGGAUGGCGCCACUGAGCGACCCACGGCACAAUUCGAUAUGAUGGCACAACGUAUGGAUAUCAGCAGUACGCAAGGCGAAAACGAUGAGUAUCACUAUUUGUGCACAGUGGGCAAAAGUCGUACACAAAAUGUGAUGUGCUUUACUGAGGACAAUACGCACUGGGACUCGCCACACAACGUGAACCUGAAACUUCGUUGUCCCAAAUCGGGUACCGGCUAUGAGAUCGCAUUCGCUCAAGUGGAUGUCUGGAUGACGUCUGAUGAUUUGGUGUGUCGCGUGACUGAGGGUGGUGUGGGUUAUGGAUAUAUCGGACUACAGCUGACCGCCUACAAUACGAAUGAGUUCCGUUAUAUAGCGGAUGUGUUUUCGGUUUGA